Molecule: messenger RNA, 624 nt
Organism: Metarhizium acridum CQMa 102
Lineage: Eukaryota; Fungi; Ascomycota; Sordariomycetes; Hypocreales; Clavicipitaceae
Biological process (GO): mycotoxin biosynthetic process
Source: RefSeq, a predicted model, not a curated record
AUGCGCCGACCUGUGUCACCAUCGACAUUCGAAGUUGCUGAAGACAAUGAGGAAUUGAUUCACCUCACCAGUUCAGAUGGAAUGAUCGAGAAACAAAAGUUUACGCAUUUGAACAAGCGUUCUAAAGCGGCAUUAUCCUUUUCGCGAAUUUACUCCGUCGCUUUACAUUUUCUCGCCGUUGGAUUGGCAGUGUCGCUCUGGAGCAGAAACAGACACUCACGUGGCAUUUUGCCAGCGCAAGGACGCAGCUGGUCCCCUGUGAAUGACCUCGUCCAGUACGAGCUUAAUAGCGAACAUCCCGUCGAUCACGACAAGCACAGCCAGUAUGCCGGACCACCCGCCAAAGACAACGACGCGGCGUGGGAUUCCCUAAUGCGACCCGUCCAUUUCAAUGCGACUCGCGAGGAACUUGAGAGAGCGGGUGAAUCGAUGUCAAAUAUUGCAGAGCUGGAGGGAGGAGGAUAUCCCGCAAGUCUUGGUGUCUACCACGAACUUCAUUGCGUGAGACAAAUGCGAUUCUAUCUAUACCAGGAGCAUUAUUAUCCCAACCUCACCGAAGCGCAGCAUGAAUAUCUCCGCGGCCACCUCGGUAUGCCAUCCACGCCGGAUUUUAUUCCAGUAUGA